GCUCCAUGCGCACAGACGCGACCAGCCGUGCGCUUUCCUAAUGCGCCCGUACAGCGGCCACGGGUUCAGCAUAACACUGAGCUGGACAUGAUGCUGACGGACAGAUGGAAACAGACACAGUCUCUGCCGUAGAGACAGAGUGUCCACCCGUAUUGCUUGUCCGUGAGGAGGUGAAGUAUUUGCCGGGUCUCUAGGGCUGCAUCCCUGUCUUUAGAGUGGACAGCAUGUGCAGAACAGCUAUCCUUAAAAUGAUAGUAUCAAAAAUUCGAUCCUAACGAGAAGGAAUUUGCAGAAAAGGUGCCAACGAAGGAUUUAAUCGGCUUGUCGGUGGUUUAUUUCAUAGCCUAGCACUUCGAGAAGUUGGAAGGGAGGAUGGAGAAGCCUAACCAGCCUCAGCCGCAUUCGAGUGUAUCCAAAAGCACAGAAGGUCCCUCAGAAGACCUUUCCAAACUUACGGACGAGGAGCUUCUGAAAUGGAGCAAGGAGGAGCUGGUUCGCCGGUUGCGCAGAGCCGAAGCCGAGAAGAUGAGCGUAAUAGUGGACCACAGCAAUCUCAUCCGAGAGGUGAACCGCAGGCUUCAGCAGCACCUCAACGAGAUACGAGGACUUAAGGAGGUGAAUCAGAAGCUGCAAGAGGACAACCAGGAGCUGCGGGACCUCUGCUGCUUUCUGGAUGAUGACCGGCAAAAAGGGAAGAAAGUGUCAAGGGAGUGGCAGCGCCUGGGCCGCUACAGUGCAGGGAUUAUGCGUAAGGAGGUGACACUGUACCUGCAGAAACUGAAAGAGCUGGAGCAGAGGCAGGAGGAAGUAGUGAGGGAGAACCUAGAACUGAGAGAGCUGUGCCUAAUGCUGGAUGAGGAGAAGGGAUCUGGAGCUACCAGCGGGUCAGUGGGCACCGGUGGACCGGCAGGCUGCAGGAAUUCAAUUGAUAGUCAGAGCAGCUUGUCUCACGCCAGCGGUCCUGGGCCUGGUUUACUAAGGGAUGUAGGUGAUGGGAGCAGUACCUCCAGCGCGGGCAGCACCGACAGCCCUGACCAUCUCACACAUAAGCAGCAGCUGUUGGGUGGCCCGGUUGGAGGCAGUCCUGACCACCUACAUAAGCCAGGCUCAGGGGAGGAGGCACCGGUUCCUGAGAAUCCUAGCCGCAGGCAUAGCACCAGCCAGGAGUACGCAGCACAUACCUUUCCCCAAGUGUGCCGGUCUCGCUGUGGAUCCUUCUCCAGUCAAGAUCACAAGGGACUACGGGGUCUUAGUCCAGAGAAACUUGGCAAAAGGGGCAGUCCAGAGCAAUUCUCUAAACACCUGUUGGUUUCCUCUCAACCGCCCGGCAGCCCGGAACUUUUUCAGAAGCACAGGGGUAGCAUGGGGAGUGUGUGUGGGAGUCCAGAGCCCAAACAGAUUUUAUCAGGGACACCGGAGCACCUACAGAAGGGCCGUGUCAUUUCUGGGAGCCCUGAGUUGUUGAGGCAUCAGCACGUCAAGUUUGGCAGUCCCGGCCGAGAGGUCAUACAGAAGCGGCCGGGCGUAGAGGAGAUGUCCCCUCAUCAUCGGAGCAUCUAUAGCGGUAUGAACGCUCUGAUAUCAGCUGGCUGUUGCACCAGCGCCUGUAGAAGUGUCAAGCUUUGGGACAGUUUUGAUACCUCCUGACCAAUGCCUUGACCGGAUCCAGCGGUGGGACUGUGGCCCUGAAAGAGGAUCCCCGUUGCUUUCAUAUGACUUGCACUGACAGAAAUGUAAGGCGAAGAUGGAAAAGUGUGAUUGAAAGACAAGAACUUCUAGCAGCAGCCAGUGUCUCUCUUCACCCUCCAUCAACACGCUGGAUCCUGCUGGUCCCUAAAACAACUUACAGCCCUGCACAAACCCAGGCCUGGAGGGGGGAUUCCUUCUGAUUUCAAAAGCUGGAACACGAUUGCCAAAAGGAUGGGAGAUUAAAUCAUCUCUCUUUUGCCAACAAAAUAGACCUACCUCCUUUGAAUGAAAGCAGACAAAACAAAAAAAAGGUUGAAACAGGACUGAGAGGCUAAUACCCAUUUUGUUUACAGUUGCCACAAAACAUAUACUGUACAAUCAGUCCCCACUGCAAAAAAAGUCAUAAUUUUUUACUGUUUUUUGGUAAAAGGAAAAAAUACAAAAAAACCAAACCUAAACAUCCUUAAAAUAAACAAGCAUACAAUUACAUAGAGAAGGGUUUCUCCACCACAUUCCUGGAGGACCACCAGCUCUGCACAUUUUCCAUGUCUCCUUAACCAUUCACACCUCAUUCAGAUCAUCAGCUCAUUAGCAGUGACUGAAAGACCUGUAAUGGGUGUAACAGACAAAGGGGACAUCCAAAACAUGUAGUGUUGGUGGUCCUCCAGGAACGUGGUUGAGAAACACUGACAUAGACUACCUGAAACAUCUCAAUUUACUAUAUUUACAAAAUCUAAUAAAGAUGUUCAGAUUGAACAACAAAUUAGAUUACAAUAAACCCUAUAGUAAGUUGUAAGGCAUUGUAAUUUAAGAGAUUUACACCUAAAAUGGACACUCACUAUUCAUAUAUCAUCGAUUUGUUCCAAAUCUGAAUGACUUUCUUUCUUCAGUUAAACACAAAAUAAGAUAUUUUGAAGAAUUUUUGUAAGCAAAUUAUAUGUUUCCAUUCAAAUAGGGGAAUUAAAUGUAUGUGGAAAAUUGGAAUAUCCAAAACAAUCUCACUGCAAUUUGUAACCUUUUGAUUUAGUGGCUAAUUCAUAUUCAUUGUAUGAUCUCAUUUGUACUUUUUAGUAUAUUUUGCAU
Messenger RNA from Danio aesculapii, 2772 nucleotides. It is a transcript of the gene ccdc85a, whose product is annotated as coiled-coil domain containing 85A. Bases 373 to 1647 code for a protein of 424 amino acids. Lineage: Eukaryota; Metazoa; Chordata; Actinopteri; Cypriniformes; Danionidae. The transcript has 4 exons. The record is from RefSeq and is a predicted model, not a curated record.